Messenger RNA from Panicum hallii, 1084 nucleotides. RefSeq names its product ylmG homolog protein 2, chloroplastic. NCBI's taxonomy places the organism in Eukaryota, Viridiplantae, Streptophyta, Magnoliopsida, Poales, Poaceae. Gene Ontology annotation, biological process: chloroplast fission. The record is from RefSeq and is a predicted model, not a curated record. The transcript has 3 exons. Gene Ontology annotation, cellular component: membrane. The coding region runs from base 59 to 784 and encodes 241 amino acids.
GAACUCUGUAGCCUCUCGUCCGCCAUCCGCCUCGUCCCGCUUGAGCGCCGCCGCACCAAUGGCCUCCCCCAACGCCGACCCGCCUCAACACCACGCCUCGACGCCGCCACUCCUCCUCGCCGUACGCCACAUCCCUUUCCCCGGCGUCCACCGGCCGCGCGCGCUCCCCGCCACCGACGUCCUCGCCCCUCUCGCCCGCCGCCUCGAGGAGUUCGUGUCCGCGGCCGCCGCGCACCCGCUCCUGAAGCCGCUCUUCGCUGUCCACUCCCACCUCUCUUCCUUCUCCCAGAGCAGGAGGCGGCUGGUGGCGGCGCGGCGGGACACGCUGCUGUCCGGGGAGCACUGCUUUGCGGCGGUGCUGGGGGACUCAGUGGCCGGCAUGGUGGUGUCCAAUGGCAUAAACAACUUCCUCAGCCUCUACAACACGGUGCUCGUCGUCAGGCUCGUGCUCACCUGGUUCCCCAACACGCCACCCGCCAUCGUCGCGCCUCUCAGCACGAUCUGUGACCCGUACCUGAACAUCUUCCGGGGCAUCAUCCCGCCGCUCGGGGGAACGCUGGACCUGUCGCCCAUCCUCGCCUUCCUGGUCCUCAACGCCUUCACCAGCACCGCCGCCGCGCUUCCGGCGGAGCUCCCCGACCCCGCACCAGCUCCACAGCACCACCGCCAGAGCCGCGCCUCGACAUCCACCUGCUCGGCGCCCCUUGACCUGACGGCCAACCAGAGGAAAUGGAUGCAGAGAAUGCAGUCCCGAAAGUCACAGGGAGGAGAUGGUGAUCACUAGGCUUUGUGUUCGUCAGUGCCUUUGUUACCGGCUGGAGAACAUGGCUCGGAUCGGACGCUCGCAGAACCUGCACCCCCAAGCAUCAAACGCAGUUCUGCAUGCCUGCUCUGUAACCAUCGAAUGCAAACCUCUAGCAAUGCGGCAUGCAGAACUAUUUUGGUCGAUCACGAGUACGCUCUUCAAAUGUUCUUUUGUUGUAAUGCGUCCUUUUUGAGGUCUGUGCUUUCUGCAUGUACGUAGAGGAACCUGCUUGACUGUUAGUAUUACAGUUUCGUCUUUCAGGCGCCCAAUUUUCUUAAA